Molecule: messenger RNA, 2575 nt
Organism: Vollenhovia emeryi
Lineage: Eukaryota; Metazoa; Arthropoda; Insecta; Hymenoptera; Formicidae
Gene: jeb
Exons: 3
Coding region: 71-1243 (390 amino acids)
Biological process (GO): positive regulation of MAPK cascade
Cellular component (GO): terminal bouton
Molecular function (GO): transmembrane receptor protein tyrosine kinase activator activity; protein binding
Source: RefSeq, a predicted model, not a curated record
CUAGAAGGGGUAGAAGGAAGAGGGUGAGAGAGGAGAGAAGAAAUAGAGAAAAGCAACCUGAAAAGAGUUAAUGAUUUGUAAAAUGGCGGUUUGCAUGUUCUGGCUUCUCACCUACGUGGGACAGGGGCUGGACCUGGCGGUGGGCAAUCGACCCGUAAUCAUACAAGUACAAGGCACACAGGGGCUCGACUAUCGUCACGGAAGCGGUAGCAUUAGAAAGAAGAGCGAGCUGAGCUCGGUAGGCGGUGGCAACAACAACAACCUGCUGCACAUGAGGAUAUAUCCUUCCGACGGUCCCCACCGGGACGACCUGUCCAACUGGCUGGUCUUCAACGACGAGCCGCGGAUAUCCUCGUGGUCGCCCGCGGGCAUGCUGAUCGACGACAUCGUCAAGGAACCGCGGGAGCUCCAGAACGUGUUCUUCGCCCUGUCGCCCGCCGUGCUGAACGUCCUCUAUUCCGAGUACAUGACGUCGCAGCCGCACGCCGCGACGCAGCCCCACGUCGCGGAGCCCUACGUCCACGACGACGGCAAUCACCAUCUGCUCGGCAGCCGGCAGCAGGCCCAUCAGCGCCCGAAGAAGCGGCGCAUCGGAUGCCGGCACCCGCUCAGGGGCCCGCUCAGUCUACCGAUACUGGUGUGCGACGAGGCUGGCAAGAAGGCUACCACCCUUCAGGAAUCUAGACAAUCGAAUCACGACGAUCUCUACGCGGAGCAGAGAUUUAACACUGCGACGAGCACGAAGACUGAUCUCGCGCGCGCCGAGGCCGGCACCCCGCUUAACUUACCCACGAACGGCGGCUUCGUACCGAAGGCCUUCGCCUACGAGACUAGCGGAAACAAACUACCCGGAAGCAAGCGGAGCCAGAUCACGAUCGGACGGCGUUCGAUCGACGCGCAGGGGGAAUCCCCGGGACAUCAGGCUCAAGCAUCCUCGGCGUCCUCCGCCGGCGCGAGCAUCGCCUCGCAGCUCAUGUUGAGAUCAAUCCGGGGAAGCAUACAAUACGACGUGCCGCAAAUCGAAUGCCCAGUCUCCGAAGACGGAAUGGAAAGAUUCGCCUGCCCGACCGCGGAUAGAAUGGGUAGAUUUCAUUGCAUCGACGAUCACGUUCUGUGCGACGGCUUUAUAGACUGUCCCUCAGGCGAGGACGAGGAUAGGCAAGCCUGCAUGUUUUACAAAACCACGAAAGCGCAUCUGGACGUAUUAGCGGAUGCCAUACUACGAUGGGCGAGAGGACGCUAAUUCCUUCUUUGUUGACGAUGAAUCUCCAAGCUGUACAUAAAAUCACAAGUCUGAUACGUCUACUUCUUUAUAUAUUCAUCGAUAUCUUUUUCUCCUACAUUAAUCUAUUUUCCGGAAACUGUUUUCUCUCUAUGUUUGGCGCAUAGAGACGUUCAUAUUGAAAUCAAACUCAGGGGAACGUUAAGAUGAACCGUCUCUCUCUCUCUUUCAUUUUCUCUAUUUCCUUCUCCCUUUCUCUCUCUCUCUCUCUGUCUUCUCUCUUUCUCUCCUUUUCUCUUUCCCAGAAGAGAAUACGGUCGCUCGACUUAAUCUCCGAGAGGACACGGCAUGGUUCUAACUACAUUAAAAAUCGGUUAGCAAGGUCUAUCGUAACCAAAAUAUCCUCACAUAAAGUACAAAUUAAGGUGUCCGAACUUUUAGGAUGUUAUAAAUAAAGUUCGUAAGAGAGUUAUGGCAUUUUAACGCCGCUGUGUAUGGCGCACGAAAGUACCCGACUUGAAUAAUUUCAGUUCUAUAAGCAUCUACCAGCUAUAUACCAACACACAGAUGAUGUAUUACGAUUUCAUAUUGAGCGAUUUCCGCGAGGUCGUAACUAACUCUUUAACGACUUUAUUUUGGUACAAUAAAGUAAUUUUGAAGACUGAGAACUAUUUACUUCAUUCCCAGAGUAAAACACGCGGCUUCGCCGUCGCGCGCCGAACCGGUAGGAACGAACGUACGUAUCGUUUUGACAAGGAAUGGGCACGUGUACCUAGAGACUUCCUCCUAGAGUACUUCCUAAGAGAUUGUAAAAGACAAACAAUGUACUCGCGUUUAAUCAAACUGCUCCGCACGACGUUGACGCGUUUAAAGCGAAUCGUAAUAAUAAUGAAAUCAACGUCGAUCCGGUCUUCUGGUAUCGCGUACCGUCACGAAGAGACGUCUCCUUCUCGCCUUGUGCACGCUCUAUGUUGUCAUGUCGAUAUCUCUAAAUAUUUAUUUCGAAUUUAAUGGAAAGGAUGUCCGAAUAAAAAUAUUUAAAAAAAAGCAGAGCGAAUGCUUUCAGCGGAAGAAGGGAUCCUUGUGAAGAUUAAUUGCGCUUCACCAAACCCGCUCCGAACUAACGAGUUAGGAAAUAUUAGGGAUUUAUUAGCAAGCCAUCUUGCUGCCGUAUACACUUUGCGUUCUGCGACAUUUAUUUACAAGCCUUUAUCACACUUAUUCAGAAAUUCACUAAUAUAUGUACCGAUAUUGCUGUGAGAUUGACGAAAGAUGAAUUUCUCCUAUGUUAAACAUUUGAUGUCCAAGAAUUAUGACUUAACGGUAACAUAAAUAAUACAUAUAUGUUCCAAC